This is a messenger RNA of Synchiropus splendidus (mandarinfish), 3279 nucleotides long. Its product is annotated as calcium/calmodulin-dependent protein kinase type II delta 2 chain. Gene Ontology annotation, molecular function: calcium/calmodulin-dependent protein kinase activity; calmodulin binding; ATP binding. Lineage: Eukaryota; Metazoa; Chordata; Actinopteri; Syngnathiformes; Callionymidae. The transcript is spliced from 22 exons. The record is from RefSeq and is a predicted model, not a curated record. Gene Ontology annotation, cellular component: cytoplasm; neuron projection. Bases 324 to 1985 code for a protein of 553 amino acids. Gene Ontology annotation, biological process: protein phosphorylation.
GUGCGCUAGUGCGGCGCUGUUGCGAGCAAACAGACGAGGCUCGCUGCGCGGAACGGACACGCUCUGAGAAACACAGAAACUCCAGUCGAAGAUGCCUCGUCUGGGAGGUCUGACUUUGCGCUACAACUGAGAGAAGCCAGGACGCAAGCACCAGAAGCUCCGCGGUCUCUGACAGCAUCCCUGCUCACCGAGCUCCGUCCGUAUCCGAUGCGCUCCAUUUGUGCAUGAAUCCUCGCCUGCAGGUUCUGGACAAAAACCGGACGCUGUCGACGACUGUGCGCGGUGGUUUCUGAGCGAACACACCCCUUGACAUCUCCGUCGGGAUGGCGUUGACUAUCUGCACGAGAUUUACGGACGAAUAUCAGCUGUUCGAGGAGCUGGGGAAGGGAGCCUUUUCUGUGGUCAGGCGAUGUGUGAAGAUCUCAUCCGGUCAAGAGUAUGCAGCCAAAAUCAUCAACACCAAGAAGCUUUCAGCCAGAGAUCACCAAAAGCUGGAGAGAGAAGCGAGGAUUUGUCGCCUUCUGAAACACCCCAACAUUGUGCGGCUGCAUGACAGCAUAUCAGAGGAAGGUUUCCACUAUCUGGUGUUUGAUCUAGUGACAGGUGGCGAGCUGUUUGAGGACAUCGUGGCCAGAGAGUACUACAGCGAGGCAGAUGCCAGCCACUGCAUACAGCAGAUUCUGGAGAGCGUCCAUCACUGCCAUGUCAAUGGGAUCGUCCACAGGGAUCUGAAGCCUGAGAACCUUCUAUUGGCCAGUAAGCUGAAGGGGGCGGCGGUCAAGUUGGCUGACUUUGGGCUGGCAAUCGAGGUGCAGGGGGACCAGCAGGCGUGGUUCGGUUUUGCCGGGACACCGGGAUACUUGUCUCCGGAGGUACUUCGAAAAGACCCAUAUGGGAAGCCAGUGGACAUGUGGGCGUGCGGGGUUAUUUUAUACAUUCUCCUUGUUGGUUACCCACCAUUUUGGGAUGAGGACCAGCACCGCCUCUAUCAGCAGAUCAAGGCUGGGGCCUAUGAUUUUCCGUCGCCAGAGUGGGACACUGUCACACCGGAGGCCAAAGAUCUGAUCAACAAGAUGCUGACCAUCAAUCCCAGUAAACGCAUCACUGCCACCGAGGCUCUUAAACACCCCUGGAUCUGUCAACGCUCCACGGUGGCGUCCAUGAUGCACAGACAGGAGACAGUGGAGUGCCUGAAGAAGUUCAAUGCCAGGAGGAAACUGAAAGGAGCCAUUUUGACCACUUUGCUGGUUACACGCAACUUUUCAGCAGCCAAGAGUUUACUGAACAAGAAGGCAGAUGGUGUUAAGGUCAACAACAAAGCCAACACAGUGACCAGUCCUAAAGACACUGGCCCUGCCCCUGCACUGGAACCACAGACAACAGUGAUCCACAACCCUGUGGAUGGAAACAAGGAGUCCAUUGAGAGUGCCAACACUACCAUAGAGGAUGAAGAUGUGAAAGCCCUUCGUCUGGGCAGCUUAGUGAGCUGUAUGUUGAACUCUAAGAGCCGCUCCUCACAGAUGUCUGAGUCCAGGCAGAACCCCAACUCCUCAUUUCAAACCUGCACCAAUAACAAUAAAGCUCGCAAACAAGAAAUCAUCAAAGUCACCGAGCAGCUGAUCGAGUCUAUCAACAACGGGGACUUUGAGGCGUACGCGAAGAUAUGUGACCCUGGCCUGACGUCCUUUGAGCCUGAAGCUUUGGGAAACCUGGUAGAGGGUCAUGACUUUCACCGCUUUUAUUUCGAGAAUGCACUUUCCAAAGGCAGCAAGCCGGUGCACACCAUCCUUCUAAACCCACACGUGCACCUCAUUGGGGAGAAUGCAGCGUGCAUUGCCUACAUUCGACUGACCCAGUACAUGGAUGGUAGUGGGAUGCCCCGCACCAUGCAGUCCGAGGAGACCCGUGUGUGGCACCGCCGAGAUGGCAAGUGGCAGAACAUCCACUUCCACCGCUCCGGAUCACCCAGCAUCCCCUCCCAUUAAUGGGGUGAUCGACAGACUAUCAUCGAAUCUUCAGGGGCAGUUAACUCGCCAACCUUCAACUGCUCUACUAGGGUCAACCUCUACAUGGACAUUGCACAGGACGAAGUAUUAAUACAUUGUUAUGGUUAUGGUGUUAAAUCAAUGGACAUCAUUCAAAACCACCCAGGGUGGCUGCACACUAUAUUAGGACAUUAUAAAAUUAGCAUAUUGGCAUUUUUGGGUUUGUUUUCUAAGGUGUUUUGGUAUGCAUUUUAAAUAUAAAAUAGAAAUUACUGUAACCUCUCCUGGAAGUUAGUUCUGUAUUUUUAUGUGUACUUAUGUGUGUGCAAUACAAAAUAAAAACAAAAAAAAAAUCUGCAAUUGGGAGAUCAGAAUGUUCAGUUGAGCUUGCUUUAGUUCUGGUGAUGUAUAUACAUUGUGGUUGUUGAUUACAAAUUGAAAUUGCUAUUCUUGCUAUCGGAUGAAUUAAGAGUUUCUAAGCUACAUUUAUGUUUGCUAUGAGCUAAGUUGAGUUGUUUGCAUCGCCUGACUUUGACUUAAAAUGCUGACUGAAAUGUUACGAACGAGCAGAGCAGCAUUCACUAACCAGUAAAAUAAGUUUGCCUUUAUAACAGUGAAUUGAAAAUUAAGAGAAUGUAGCAUAUAUGUAAUAUAUGAAAAACCAAGACUAUUGUGUAGUGCAUGGGGGAAAUUAUUGUGACCAAGAUCAUAUCGAACUAUAAUAUAUUUGAUUUGUAAGUCACUUGUUUGUUUACAUUUGUUAAUGUUGUGCAUCUGUCCUGUCCCGGAUGUUUCUGCUGUCCUAUAUCAUUCAAAUGUAAAACCAUAACACGCGCACAAGUAAUAGCUGGUUAAUAUUCGAACUGAACAUGGAAGAGGUGAGAAAAAUCGUCAUGGUUGCUUUACAGUCUGUACAAUUGAUUUACUGCGUUUUGUUUUUUUUUCAUGUUUGUAUUGUGGGACUGUAUGUAUCUUUUUUUUUUUGGAUCAUUUUAAAUAUGUUGCUUUGCCGAUGACACAGAGAAUGGUUCUAAAAUACAAUGGAGGCUUUGUUUAGGGAUGGACAACCCGGCUGGUGGAGGAGGAGCUGUGUGACAGUCAAAGCCAGUGUCAUCUUUUAGCUUCAUUUUUGUCUCCCUUUUUUUUUAAUGGGUAUAAAAUCCUGACAUUUGUUUUGAUGAAACGUAUGAUGUCAAUUCAAAGCACCACUCCUUAUAUGGUGUAACUGUUGCCAGGGCGGCAAUGAUGGCUUACGAUGUUUAAGUAAUAAAUAAAUAAAUCAGCAACAAGGUGU